GCUCCUGUCCCGCACCGAGGCGGGCAGAGCCCCACCCCGGCCGGGGCCGUCCCACCGCGGGCCGCGGCCUCCCGGGAGCGGGCGGCCCUGGAGAGGCGCUCGGGGAGGGCCAGGCCCGAGCCGGCUGCGAGCCCCGGGAGCCGGACGCGAUGCUUUCUUUACCUAUCGAAAGAAUGUGCUUCUGGCGAAGAGCCCGUCCACCCAGAUAGAAGGUGUCUUUGCUGCAACCACAGGAAGAUCAGUCCCAGAAGAGGAAGAAGCCCUUCUCCAGCAGUGGCUGGAGGAAGGAGCAGGGAGUUUGCCAGCCAGUGAGAGUGUUCCAGCAGUGAGGAAAGCAUCAGUUACACUCACUAGUGACUGGUUAGAAGGUUCAGAGCUAUUGAUGACCAGCCUCAGUGACCUGAAUACGUCUCCGGAAGUCACCCGGUGUGCUGACCAGCAGCACUCAGAGCUAAACGCCUUGGCUUCUUCCGAACUGCAAGAUCAUGCAGUGGCUGAACUGGCAAGAUUACCAGCAGAGGAAACAGUGACUGUAGCAGGCAGUGCCCCUUGGGCAGCUGUAGUGCCACAGACAGAUCACCAGGCAGCUGGCUGUGCUGGUAUCAACGUGGAAGUGCUGAAUGAUGACCCAGCUGUGCUGGCCUGGAGUUUAGCAUGCAAUGCAGACACAGUGCCACCAGUGCUCCCAGCCCAGCCCGUUCAGGAUACAGUGCCAUUUUAUCCUGUCCCAACAGAGGUGCCCUACCAUGAGAUCUUAUGGAGAGACUGGGAGGAUCUUUCUGUCCAGCCCUCUGUCUUAGAGCAGGUCUCAAAAAACACUCCUCUCUUUGAAUUUCGAGUCAUGUCAUACAACAUCCUUGCCCAGGACCUGGUGGAGCAGGGCCUUGAUCUCUACGUACACUGUCAUCCAGACAUCCUGAACUGGAACUACCGCCUUCCAAAUCUUUUGCAGGAGAUCCAGCAUUGGGAUCCUGAUAUUCUGUGUCUCCAGGAGGUGCAAGAGAACCAUUACUGGGAGCAACUGGAACCAACAUUCAAGGAGAUGGGCUUUGCAUGCUUCUAUAAAAGGAGAACUGGGACAAAGACAGAUGGAUGUGCGGUGUGCUAUAAGCACAGCAGGUUCCAGCUGAUCAGCCUUAGCCCCAUAGAAUACUUCCGGCCUGGCCUGGACGUCCUCAACCGGGAUAAUGUGGGCUUGGUGCUGCUGCUACAGCCUGUGCUCCCAGAGGGUCUAGGUCUGAAGGCAGUCAGUCCUUUGUGUGUGGCCAACACUCAUGUGUUGUUCAAUCCCCGUCGAGGUGAUGUCAAACUGGCCCAGGUGGCCUUGCUGCUAGCAGAGAUUGACAAAAUUGCAAGAACUACUGAAGGCAGCUACUAUCCUGUCAUCUUGUGUGGAGACCUGAACUCUGUACCUGAUUCUCCACUCUACAAAUUCAUCCGGAAUGGUGAACUUUCCUACCAUGGGAUGCCAGCCUGGAAGGUGUCUGGUCAGGAAGACUUUUCCCAACAAUUGUAUUCACGGAAACUGCUGGCCCCACUGUGGCCAAGUUCACUGGGUGUAACAGACAAGUGCCAGUAUGUCACCCUGUGCCAGCCAAAGAAACUUGGGAGACGUGAAUACAGCCGUGACUUCCUGCUCCAGUUCCGUUUUUGCGACAUUGCCUGUGAACGACCGCCGCAGCUGGUCCUCUUGGAAGGUGUGACAGAUGCUAAACCAGACCGCCCUGCACAUUGGCCCAAGCCUGCUGCCAUGGUGAAAGACCCUGAUCCCCAGCCAUUCAUCCCAAGGUGUUCAGGUGUUAUCCAGCAUGGCCUCAACCUGACCUCUGUCUACAGCCACUUCUUGCCACAGAGAGGACGCCCGGAGGUCACAACAAUGCCCAUGGGCCUUGGAGCCACCGUUGAUUACAUUUUCUACUCAGCAGAGCCUGUGGAGAACAAGGCGGGUCGCAGGCUGUAUAAAGAUGGAGCUCUGAAGCUGCUUGGCCGUCUUUCUCUUCUCUCUGAAGAUGUCCUCUUGAUGGCAAAUGGCUUACCAAAUCCUUUUUGUUCAUCUGAUCAUCUCUGCCUGCUGGCUAGCUUUGGCUUGGAGAUCUCCAGCCUCAGAGAGAGUUAGUGCUGGUUUCCUUUCCCUAAAGAAAAGCUGUUCUGAGUAUAGCAGUUGAGACUCUGGAUUGCACAACCUGCUUGCAAGAAAACCCUUUUCCUUGUCAUGCCCUAAAAGUCCUUUUCUCCCCUCACACCCUCACUAAAAGUAGGGAUGGGAGAGAUAGAGCUCUUUUUGGAUUGGUAUUUUCUGUGUCUCUGCAAACCUGAGCUGUGUCCCCAGUGGGCUGCCAGGUGUAUUCAGGCAUUAGCAUCUCUUAAAGGGAUCCUUGUUCCACUCCCUGGUUUAGCAGGUGUUUUUUGUGCUGCAGGAACCAACACAACUCCCAUGUGCAUUUGUCCCUGUGUGAAAUUUUCAAGUUCUGGAAAAGAGAGGGGCAAUGCUAUCUGCUUUUGGUUAGUAUAAUUGCUACCAAGCAGCAUGGGAUAUAUAUGCCAAUACUCUUUCACACCAAAACAAUAGGUCUCUUAAUUUCUCAGUAAUAGUUUAGUACUUUCAGGGCUAGUUGUUUUGUCGCAUUUUAGAUUGGAUCUGCUAACUGCUUAGAAAUGUCUUUUACUUAAUGAUCUGUAAGGGCUGACUUGCUGACAGAUGUGUUUGUGUGGUGUAACAGUUUCUACAAGAAACUGCUUGCUGUGACUAAUGGACCAGGGAAUGGGAUUGCCAGGAAUGGAACCAGUGGUUCUACAGAACUACCCACAGCAGCUCAAGAACUUCAGCAAAAGCCUAGAGGCCUUGGGGGAGGUUUCCUUCCUUUAUA
Molecule: messenger RNA, 2867 nt
Organism: Poecile atricapillus (Black-capped chickadee)
Lineage: Eukaryota; Metazoa; Chordata; Aves; Passeriformes; Paridae
Gene: ANGEL1
Product: angel homolog 1
Exons: 10
Coding region: 383-2116 (577 amino acids)
Molecular function (GO): 3'-5'-RNA exonuclease activity
Source: RefSeq, a predicted model, not a curated record